Messenger RNA from Staurois parvus, 2239 nucleotides. The record is from the annotation of a GenBank genome assembly. Lineage: Eukaryota; Metazoa; Chordata; Amphibia; Anura; Ranidae.
AUGGAUAAGCCACCGAUACAGCAGGGAGUGGUGUGCGGGCCGUGGGAGAUGAAGGACAGGCUGGGCACUGGAGGCUUUGGCAAUGUCUGCCUCUUCCAGAACAAGGAAACUGGGGAGUUGAAAGCAAUAAAAUCAUGUCGCCUGGAGCUCAGUCUGAAGAACAAGGAGAGAUGGUGUCAGGAGAUACAGAUAAUGAAAAGGUUAAACCAUCCUAAUGUUGUUAAAGCUUGUGAGGUGCCACCUGAAAUGGACUUCAUGGUGAAUGCUGUGCCACACUUGGCAAUGGAGUACUGCUCUGGAGGGGAUUUACGUAAACUUUUAAGCAAGCCAGAAAACUGCUGUGGGUUGAAGGAAAGCCAAGUUUUGAAUAUAAUAAGUGAUAUAGGUGCUGGUAUUCAGUAUCUGCAUGAAAAUCGUAUUAUACACAGAGACUUGAAACCAGAAAAUAUUGUGCUACAGGACUGCAGUGGGAAGACUGUGCAUAAAAUUAUAGACCUGGGUUAUGCCAAGGAUCUAGAUCAAGGAAGCCUUUGUACAUCAUUUGUAGGGACCUUACAGUAUCUGGCUCCAGAACUCUUUGAAAACAAGCCAUACAGCGUAACAGUGGAUUACUGGAGCUUUGGUACAAUGGUUUUUGAAUGUAUAGCUGGCUUCAGGCCAUUUCUGCAUAACAUGCAACCUUUCACUUGGCACGAAAAGAUCAAGAAGAAGGAUCCUAAGCACAUCUAUGCUUAUGAGGAGAUGUCAGGUGAAAUUAGGUUCAGCACCGAUUUGCCACAACCCAAUAACUUGAGCAGCAUCAUGGUAGAGCACCUGGAGACGUGGCUACAGCUUGUACUAAACUGGGACCCCCAGCAACGCGGAGGUGGAAUUGAUGAGCACUCCGGUCGGCCUCGUUGUUUUGUGUUAAUGGAUCGCAUUCUGAACCUAAAGAUUGUACACAUUUUGAACAUGACAUCUGCUAAGAUCAUCUCUUUCCUCCUACAACCUGAGGAAAGUUUACACUCUCUUCAGUCCAACAUUGAAAAAGAGACUGGAAUUAAUACCUGCAAUCAGGAGUUGCUGCUUGAAAUGGGGGUGUCUCUUGACCCCAGAAAACCUGCCUCCCAGUGUGUGUGUGAUAGAUGGAGUGAGAGGCUGGGACAGUUAUAUGGUAUAUUUGUUUGAUAAGAGCAAGACUGCUUAUGAAGGGCCUUUCCAACCAAGAAAUCUAUCAGAAUGUGUAAAUUAUAUUGUACAGGACAGCAGAGUUCAGCUUCCCAUACUACAGCUGCGCAAGGUGUGGGCAGAGGCUGUUCACUAUGUUCUGGGCUGAAGGAAGACUAUAGCCGUCUUUUCCAGGGACAAAGAGCAGCAAUGCUUAGUCUACUCCGCUACAAUACCAACCUAACAAAGAUGAAGAAUACAAUGGUGUCCGCCUCCCAACAAUUAGACGCCAAGCUGCAGUUUUUCAAGAAAAGCAUUGAGAUUGAUUUAGAGCGCUACAGUGAUCAAAUGGCCUAUGGAAUCUCUUCAGAGAAGAUGCUGAGAGCUUGGAAAGAGAUGGAAGAUCGAGCGGUAGGAUGUGCGAAGGCUGGACAAAUUUCCUUUCUGGAUGACCAAAUAAUGGGACUCCACACUGAGAUAGUCGAGCUACAGAGGAGCCCUUAUGCACGUAGACAAGGCGAUGGCAUGGAACUUAUGGAACAGAAGGCUAUAGAAUUAUACAAGCAGUUAAAGCCUCGGUCUCCAGAAAAUGCCUACAGUGAUAGUACCGAAAUGGUGAGAACCAUUGUGAUGACCGUGCAGGGCCAGGAUAAAGUUUUUAAAGGAACUAUUUGGCCAUUUGAGCCGACUUUUGGGUUGUAAGCAGAAAAUUAUUGAACUGUUGCCUCAGAUUGAGAUGACCAUAAAUAACAUUAAGGAAGCUGAUAGUUCCUUGAUGCAGAUGCAAGCCAAACGUCAACGAGAAAUCUGGCAUCUUCUGAAAAUUGCAUGUACCCAAAGCUCUGCACGCUCAUUGGGACCUUCUAGUUUAGAGAACUCAGCUAGUCCUCGUCCAGCAGGUUGGUCAGACCCAAACUCUCCUCAAGCUCUCACUUCUAUGCUUCUUCCAAAAGACAAGAACAGGGAAGCAUUUAAGCGUGCCAUAGAUGAGAAUCUGUUCUACCAGAAACAACUGAGUACCCUGAUUAUGGAAAGCACAAAAGAAAAGGAGAGCAGUUUAGUGAGCCUGGAUUGGAGCUGGCUCCAACAGUGA